Molecule: messenger RNA, 1134 nt
Organism: Penicillium alfredii
Lineage: Eukaryota; Fungi; Ascomycota; Eurotiomycetes; Eurotiales; Aspergillaceae
Exons: 3
Coding region: 1-1134 (377 amino acids)
Biological process (GO): lipid metabolic process
Molecular function (GO): phosphoric diester hydrolase activity
Source: RefSeq, a predicted model, not a curated record
AUGCGAGCGUUUGGUUUCCUGGCCUUGCUGCCUGCAGUCCUCGGCAACCCAUUGAACGCGCGUACCACAGCAUGCAACAACUCUCCCGACCUCUGCUCCAAGUCCUACGGCGAGAUCACCCAUUUGGGUGCCCACGAUAGCGCUUUCGUGCGCGAUUCCAACUCCGGUGUUUCGUUGGCUGGCGACCAGUACUAUGACACCCCCACCCAGCUCGACGCCGGUGUUCGGCUGGUGUCAGCUCAAGUCCACAAGAGUAACUCGGAAUGGCGCCUCUGUCAUUCCAAGUGUGAUUUGAUGGACGCGGGGACGUUGAGUGACUGGUUGAAGGACGUCAAGAAGUGGUUGGACGACAAUCCAAAUGACGUGGUCACGAUCUUGCUGGUCAACUCGGACGGCGCAUCGGCCUCGGAUCUCGACGCGCAAUUCAAAAAGGCCGACAUCGUCGACUAUGCGUACAAGCCCACGUCCAACUCGGCGCCGAAGUCGUGGCCCACGCUCCAGUCGAUGAUCGACGACAAGAAGCGACUGGUGGUGUUCGUGGCAUCACUGGGCUCCAAUACGGACGCGCCGUACCUGCUCGAUGAGUUCUCGUUCGUGUGGGAGAAUCCGUACGACGUCACAUCGCCUACGAAAUUCUCCUGCGACCCGCAACGGCCCAAGGAGGUGUCGGGCCAAGCAUCCACGGCGCUGGCGUCCAACCGACUGCCGCUGAUGAACCAUUUCCUGUACUCGACGGACCUGUCGAUGUUCGACGUCGAGUUCCCCAACGCCAGUUAUGUGGCCACGACCAACGCCGCGUCCGGUGGCACCGGGAACCUGGGCAGCACCGCGACCAAGUGCAAGAAGGAGUGGGGCGGCCGCCAGCCGACGUUUAUUCUGGUAGAUUUCUUUAACCGCGGACCCGCCAUCGAGACCGUCGACAACCUCAACAAUGUCUCCAAUCCUAUCGGCCGCAAGUCGCUCUCGACUUCUGACACGCCACAGUCCAGUAGCGGCUCCACGACCGGGAACGUCUUCAAGGACCUGCUCGACCUGGCCAACUCGGCCAAGGGCGGGGCCUCUCCCAGCAUGGGCAAUUGGAUCUGGGUUGGUGGAAACUGGGGCAGUCUCUUUGGCGGAGGCGUUUCCUUUUAA